Molecule: messenger RNA, 858 nt
Organism: Sparassis crispa
Lineage: Eukaryota; Fungi; Basidiomycota; Agaricomycetes; Polyporales; Sparassidaceae
Exons: 3
Coding region: 1-858 (285 amino acids)
Source: RefSeq, a predicted model, not a curated record
AUGUCCUCCAGAAGCGUCUCCCCGAUGUCCUUGAUAAGAACCUCUUGGGACAUCUAUACGGACGAAGUCCUCAAGUUGGGUUAUGGCUAUCCUCUGUGGCAUCCACCGUCGGACGUCCACAUUGGCGAUGUGGGCUUUAUGUCCAAGGGUGGGUUUUAUCGACUCUUCAACGCAUUCGAGGACAAGGACCACCCUUUGAACAAACCCUAUACUCUUAAGGACUUCAUCCCGUUCUCCUACGACGCAUCGAAAUUAAGGAGGCAAGAACGAGCCAUCCCCGAAGACCACCUGUGCAGCCCCAGUAUAAAAAUAAGUCGUGCAGCAGAUCUUCCAGGGACGUAUCGCGUGGAAUGCGCGAGAAACGAGAAGGGUGCUUUCCUCUUCUUCAAGGACGCUGUUUGCGAGGAGAUCCUUCCACACGAAGAACUGACGGAGUAUAUUCAGGCAAACUGGAAAAGCUGGCUCGAGAUUUCAGGGAUGGGCAUGGAAUUGGACGCCAAGGAUCUCGUCUUUGUUCGUGGCCACAUCAAGACUUCCGAUUGGGCGCUUAGCGCGAACGACAGUGCGGAGCGUUGUUCUACGGCUGUUGUCCAGGAGCAGUCCAGUAAAGAUGCAAGCACCCUUUUUGUCAUUGUCAUGAACAACAGUUUCAUGGAACUCCGCUAUGGUCCGCUUCGCAAAGCCAGUACGGACGAAACAGACAGUGGCCGCGUCGAGCACAACCAGUGCCUAUUUUUGCUCUGUGUAUUGUUGGAUGGAGUUGCUGAGCCGGAGCGUGGAUCGUCCAGCCCUUCGAGUCCACAGGAGCAGAACGGGUACGAUGCGGAUGGCGACGUUGAUUUGAAAUGGAUACCCUAG